UUAAGCUCUACCUAAACAACUGUCUUCCUCCAUUAACGUGUGCGAAUGGACGAGGUCGCUGUGAACUUGAAAACCUGGGCCUCCUACGUCGCCGCGGUAGUGGUUCAGGUCGCCUACGGUGGCGCGAAUAUCAUAGUCAAAAUAGCCCUCGCCAAGGGAAUGAAUCAACAAGUUUUACUGGUGUACCGCCAUGUGCUCGCCGUGCUUCUGUUGGCGCCUUUCGCUUAUGUGCUGGAAAGGAAGCAGCGGCCUCCGCUCUCAUUUUGGGUGAUGGUGAAGAUAUUCGUGCUGGCUUCAAUCGGAAUCACCAUCCAUCUUAAUGUCUUCUAUGCUGGUUUAGGAUACACUUCUCCUACGGUUGCACAUGCUUUGAGCAACGCUAGCCCUGCUUUGACCUUUCUCGUGGCGGUUCUUAUACGGAUGGAGAAAGUUGAGACCGGGAGUGCAAGAGGACGAGCAAAGUUGGGGGGAGCGUUUACUUGCAUUGCGGGAUCGCUUAUCUUCACGUUUUGGAAGGGAGGGUAUCUAUUCAAAAGCAUUCUAGAGAGGCCACUCAUCCACGUGCAUGAGUAUGACACCAAAGCCGGAGGUACUGUUGUCCCUAAGCACCGAAACUGGAUGAAGGGCUCAGCUCUCAUCCUUACCAGUAACAUUACAUGGUGCACAUGGCUUAUUUUCCAGGGUAUUGUGUACAAGAUCUACCCAGCUCCAUUGUCGCUCAAUGCGUUGGUUUGCUUAUUUGCGUUACUGCAAUCUUCUUUCCUUGCAAUUUUCUUCUGCAGAGAUCCUGCCUUAUGGAGGUUGGAGUGGGAUGUCCAGCUUUUGGCCAUCAUCUACAGCGGACUUGUGACUUCCUUAUUGGCGAACAACCUGCAGAUAUGGUGCAUUAGUAUCAAUGGACCAGUUUUUGCUGCAAUGUUUUCUCCACUGUCACUUGUGUUUGUGGCAAUAUUUUCAGCAAUUGCAUUUGCAGAGCGUCUUCACUUGGGCAGCGUGAUGGGAGCGUUUGUGAUCAUUGUGGGUCUUUACUGCAUGCUCUGGGGGAAGAGAGCAGACAAUCUUGCUACAGAGCCAUUCAAGAAUGGAAAAGGUUUUGAUGGGGAUGACACAAUGCAGAUUCCUGAGACUACUAAUAGCCCCUUGCCAAUAACUAGUGAAAGAAAAUGAAAGUGUUUCUUCUCCUCCUCCUUAUCAUUAAUUGAAAUCGGACUUACUUGAAUUCACACAGUGAAAUUGGGUCGAAUCUUUGUAGGUUGAAUUACUAGUUCGAAAAUGAAAUAAUGAAAUCGGAAAUCGUUCGUUUACCACAGCGUAAAAGCCACACUU
This is a messenger RNA of Diospyros lotus (date-plum), 1326 nucleotides long. RefSeq names its product WAT1-related protein At1g43650-like. Gene Ontology annotation, cellular component: plasma membrane. The record is from RefSeq and is a predicted model, not a curated record. The transcript has 6 exons. Gene Ontology annotation, molecular function: transmembrane transporter activity. The coding region runs from base 46 to 1167 and encodes 373 amino acids. Lineage: Eukaryota; Viridiplantae; Streptophyta; Magnoliopsida; Ericales; Ebenaceae.